AUGGACGCCUCGGCCGUCACUACAAGUGUGGGAUUGCCCACAGCCACCACACCACUGCGACGGAAAGAUGGCACGGCCACUUCCAAGGAGUCAGGACCUGGUUCAACCCCGGGCGAAAAAGGAGAGAAGCAGCCGCUGGUCAUAAGGAAAUACCGUCAUGUUGCGGCUGUCCAUUCACAGGCGCGCCCCUCGACUCUAAGCCACGAGACGCAAGCUUCACCCAGCUUCGUCGGCUUCAGGAACCUGAUGGUGAUUGUAUUAUUUGUGGGAAACUUACGACUGGUGAUUGAGAACAUGCAGAAGUACGGCAAUCUGAUAUGCCUGACCUGUCAUGACUUCCGGCAGAAGGAUGUCCUACUCGGCCUGCUACUGUAUAUACUCGUCCCGUGCCAUCUCUUCAUCGCAUUCUCGCUCGAGUUGUAUGCCGCGAAGCAAGCGAGGAUAUCGCGGGCCCAGUCUGUCACUAGAGGUGGCACGGGCAGUCCGACCGAAGACCAGCUGGCCAAGUUCCACUUGACCUGGCUGAGCAUCAGGAGAGCUCAUCUGUUCAACGCGACCUUGGCUCUGGCUGUCAACAGCUGGGCUGUCUACUUCCACAUUCACCACCCCUUAAUCGGCACCAUUACCGAAUUGCAUGUCCUCAUUGUGUACAUGAAGGUCAUCUCCUAUGCUCUUACAAAUAGAGACCUGCGGCAUGCCUACCUUCAUCCCGUCAAAGGUGAACUUGCCGCCUUGCCCGAGCUGUAUGCGAAAUGCCCCUACCCGGAGAACAUCACCAUGGGGAACCUAUCGUAUUUUUGGUGGGCGCCGACUCUCGUCUACCAGCCGGUGUACCCUCGAACGGACAAGAUCAGAUGGGUAUUUGUCUUCAAACGACUCGGCGAGGCAGCCUGCCUAAGCGCCUUCAUCUGGUUUUGCAGUGCCCAGUAUGCUGCCCCUGUCCUAUGGAAUUCCCUCGACAAGAUGCACUCCCUGGACCUAGUGUCGAUAAUCGAAAGGCUCCUUAAGCUGUCCACCAUUUCGCUCGUCAUCUGGCUCGCCGGCUUCUUUGCUCUCUUCCAGUCUGCACUCAAUGCCCUGGCCGAGGUCAUGCGGUUUGGCGAUCGUUCGUUCUACGAUGACUGGUGGAACUCGGCGGGGUUGGGAGACUACUGGCGACUGUGGAACAAGCCCGUCUAUCAGUUCAUGAAGAGGCACAUUUUCUCGCCACUGGUCGGUAGAGGAUAUUCGAUGCCGACUGCCAGUAUGAUAGUCUUCUUGGUGUCGGCCAUCCUGCACGAGCUGCUAGUCGGUGUCCCCACGAAGAACAUCCUGGGAGUAGCAUUCAUGGGCAUGUUGGUCCAGAUCCCCCUGAUCUUCCUAACGCGACCGCUCGAGAACAUGAAAGGCCCGAACGGCAGACUAAUCGGCAACUGCAUCUUCUGGGUCUCCUUCACGAUCAUGGGCCAGCCUUUCGCCGCGCUGUUGUAUUUCUACGCGUGGCAGGCCAAGUACGGCUCCGUCUCCAAGAGGAUGGCGAUGGAUAAUAUGAUGAGUACAGGGGGGCCUGUGGUAGGCUAG
Anthostomella pinea is the source of this 1560-nucleotide messenger RNA. The record is from the annotation of a GenBank genome assembly. NCBI's taxonomy places the organism in Eukaryota, Fungi, Ascomycota, Sordariomycetes, Xylariales, Xylariaceae.